AUGCGCGUCGCAUUCGGCUCCUUGGGUCUUUGGCUGUAUGGCUUUGCGAGCUUAGCUAAGGCUGCUCGUCUUGACCUCCGCGCUACUUGGGAAGGACCCCUCAGCACCCGUGGUCGCUGGGUUGUCGAUGCCAACGCAAACCGCUUCAAAAUGCGUGGCGGGAACUGGCAUGGUGGAAGCGGAACUUACGACGGCUCUGGUGACAUCAACGACGAUGCCAACCACGCCGGCGAGAAUUCACAUACUAUGCCGCUUGGUCUCCAAUACGUUCCUAUCGACAAAAUCAUCGACUCUUUCGUCCAACUCGGCCUCAACACUAUUCGUCUUCAAUUCUCGCAUGACAUGAUCCACGAUAAUAACAUCGUCAACGAUGCCUGGAUUGCCGCCAAUCCUCAGUUCAGAGGCCUCAAACCACUUGAAGUCUACGACCGUGCCGUCACUGCCCUUACCGACCGCGGUUUCGCUGUUGUCCUGAACUAUCAUACCAUUACGAGCCGGUGGUGCUGCGGAAUCGAUGGCAAUGAACGAUGGGACUCGUCUCAGAGCUUCGAUACCUAUGCUGCCGACUGGGUCUUCAUGGUCAACCGGUACAAGUCCAACAAGCGCGUGGUUGGCGCUGAUCUCUACAACGAGGUCCGCCGCGACAUCUUAACAGACCCUAACUGGGGUAGCGGCGGAGAUGCAGACUGGCAAUCGGCAUCCCAGACCGUCUCUGACCGAAUCUUGACUGCGCACCCCGAUAUCCUCGUCAUUGUCGAGGGCAUCAACUGGGUCGGCAUUCCUGUUGAUGGCUUUUUCCACGAGCGUCCUACUCUCAAACCCGUCGCGCAACUCUCGCACACUCCACUCGUUCCUCACAAGCUUGUCUAUAGCGCACACUUCUAUGCCUACACCGGUCCCAACCAUAGCGGCGCGAGUGGUGUUGGAGAGACCACCGAUGCUCGCUACCGUGACUUCACUCGCGACGAAUUGUUCAACGUUCUCAGAGACACCGCUUUCUAUGUCUCUCUGACCGAGAAGAUGCAUUACACCGCUCCAGUCUGGAUCUCCGAGUUCGGCAGUGCCGGUCUUGGUGAGAACUUCGACCGCAACAAGAUCUGGUGGCAAAACUUCAUCGACUACCUCGUCCAAGUCGAUGCCGAGUACGCCUAUUGGCCUCUUGUCAGCUAUGCCGGCGCAGGAGGAUGGGGACUGACCACGUGGGAGAAGACUCCUGGCGGAGGCAAUCGUAAAACCGUUCUCGACGGCGAUGACUGGAGAGCCACUGCCUGGAACCAGCUUACCAAUAGCGCUGGACGGACUGGCGGAAUCCCCGUUUUCGAUGAAUGGAAGCAGCUCAACAUCGACCACGGCGACUACAUGCAGUCGCAAACCGUUCGCAACACCCUUGGUGACUGGGACAACGGCGCGUUCAAGGCCAACUGCCCCGACAACCACCGUCUCAUCGGCCUUUCCCGCUCCGGUCGCGGUCUUUGCACCGACAAUGGCCUGGGCAAUAUGUUUGGCGGCGCCUUCCAGACCGUCUGGGACGAGCGCAACAUCAAGAACGACUGGGCGAGCGGCUACACCAAGUUCGGCUGUCCAGCCAACCACUUCAUCAGCGGUUAUGCCUUCCGUGGCUCGCGCGUUUCCACUGCCAUCUGCACUCGCGCCAACCGUAACCUCGGCACGAACGGUCGCACUGUCUGGUUUGACCAGGGCGACAACCGGGCCGACCAGCUCGGCGGAGACUUCUCCUUCGGUCAAUUCAAGGGCAGCUGUGCGCCGAAUGAGUAUAUUGGUGGGAUCGCUUUCACGACUAGGAUAUUUAACAAUGGGGCACCAGCGGCAUUGUACUGCGUAUCAUAA
Mycena indigotica is the source of this 1848-nucleotide messenger RNA. Its product is annotated as Glycoside hydrolase. The record is from RefSeq and is a predicted model, not a curated record. Lineage: Eukaryota; Fungi; Basidiomycota; Agaricomycetes; Agaricales; Mycenaceae. The transcript is spliced from 3 exons. Bases 1 to 1848 code for a protein of 615 amino acids. Gene Ontology annotation, biological process: carbohydrate metabolic process. Gene Ontology annotation, molecular function: hydrolase activity, hydrolyzing O-glycosyl compounds.